GUAAAAAGGUUGUGCAAAAAAGAGCCCCUCUUUUGCCGAGAUAAUAUCACACAAAUUCAAUAACAAAAGCAUAAAAAAAAAAAACCAAAAACAAAAACAAAAACGAACAAAUCUUCUAAUCUUUUGCAGAUCGAAUCCUAUGUAAUGUCCCCCUCUUUCUCCACUUAGAGAUCUGAUCGAGUUUCGAACAGUUCUGCACUUGAACCCUCCAAAGGCACGCCAGGUUUUCCUUUUUCACUGUGUAAGAUUUUGUGAAUUAACACGCAAUGAUUGAUGAGCCUUUAUAUCCCAUUGCGGUGUUGAUCGAUGAGCUUAAGAACGAGGAUAUCCAGCUUCGUUUGAACUCGAUUCGUAGGCUCUCUACAAUUGCACGUGCCCUUGGGGAAGAAAGGACACGAAAGGAAUUGAUUCCAUUUCUGAGUGAGAACAAUGAUGAUGAUGAUGAAGUUCUCCUUGCCAUGGCGGAAGAAUUGGGAGUUUUUAUUCCUUAUGUUGGAGGUGUGGAAUAUGCUAAUGUUUUGCUACCUCCAUUAGAGACUCUUUGCACUGUUGAGGAAACUUGUGUGAGGGAUAAGGCUGUAGAGUCAUUAUGUAGAAUUGGUGCCCAGAUGAGGGAGCAGGACUUGGUUGAGUCCUUUAUUCCAUUAGUGAAGAGAUUGGCUGCUGGUGAGUGGUUUACAGCUCGAGUUUCCUCGUGUGGCUUGUUUCAUAUUGCAUACCCAAGUGCCCCAGAGGCAUUAAAAACUGAACUAAGAGCAAUAUACAGUCAGCUUUGCCAGGAUGACAUGCCCAUGGUUAGGAGAUCUGCUGCAACAAAUCUUGGAAAAUUUGCUGCUACUGUAGAAGCACCUCAUUUGAAGGUGGACAUCAUGUCUAUGUUUGAUGAUUUGACACAGUAUGAUCAAGAUUCUGUUCGAUUAUUGGCUGUUGAGGGUUGUGCAGCGCUUGGAAAGUUGUUGGAACCCCAAGAUUGUGUGGCACAUAUUCUCCCUGUCAUGGUUAAUUUCUCACAGGACAAGUCUUGGCGUGUCCGCUACAUGGUUGCAAAUCAAUUGUUUGAGCUGUGUGAAGCUGUUGGUCCUGAGCCUACCAGGUUGGAUCUAGUACCUGCAUAUGUUCGUCUACUUCGUGAUAAUGAAGCCGAAGUAAGGAUAGCUGCUGCUGGAAAAGUAACUAAAUUUUGCCGAAUUCUGAAUCCAGAAUUAGCAAUUCAGCAUAUUCUUCCUUGUGUUAAGGAACUAUCAACAGAUUCAUCCCAGUAUGUUCGUUCUGCUUUGGCUUCAGUUAUAAUGGGAAUGGCGCCCGCUUUAGGGAAGGAUGCGACCAUAGACCAAUUGCUUCCCAUAUUUCUUUCUCUUCUGAAAGAUGAAUUUCCGGAUGUUCGACUGAAUAUCAUUAGCAAGCUUGAUCAAGUCAACCAGGUGAUUGGAAUUGAUCUGCUGUCCCAGUCUCUAUUGCCAGCAAUUGUGGAGCUUGCAGAGGAUAGGCACUGGAGGGUUCGGCUUGCAAUAAUAGAAUACAUACCUCUAUUGGCAAGUCAGUUGGGUGUUGGCUUUUUUGAUGACAAACUUGGUGCACUCUGCAUGCAAUGGUUAAAAGAUAAGGUUUAUUCCAUUCGUGAUGCUGCUGCUAAUAAUGUGAAGCGCCUUGCAGAAGAAUUUGGGCCUGACUGGGCAAUGCAGCACAUAGUUCCACAGGUUUUGGACAUGAUUAACAACCCUCAUUAUUUGUAUCGAAUGACCAUUCUACAUGCAAUUUCUCUACUUGCGUCUGUUAUGGGCUCCGAUGUUACUUGUUCAAAGCUUCUCCCUGUGGUUAUUAAUGCUUCAAAAGAUAGGGUACCCAACAUCAAGUUUAAUGUGGCCAAGGUGCUGCAAUCACUAAUUCCAAUUGUUGAUCAAUCUGUGUUGGAGAAGACAAUCCGUCCAUGCUUAGUUGAAUUGAGUGAGGAUCCUGAUGUUGAUGUCAGGUUUUUCGCCAGCCAAGCCCUACAAUCAAUUGAUCAUGUCAUUAUGUCUAGCUAGAUUGUAUCUUUAGUCCUUUUUUUUUUAAUUGUAUUUUUACCCUUUAAAAUUCAACAACUCACUUGCAGAUAUAUGUAAUCUUGUUAUUGAGGUGCCGAGUUCCUUUUGUCAAACAAUUCGCUUGAGAAGAACAUGUUUCGGCAUAUUUUCACUUGCCUCGAUCAAGCAAUUUCUUGAUAUAUAUGGUACUAUUAUAAGUAAAUGGUAGAUUACAAAACAAAAUAAUAAUUAAAUUAGCCAGGUAUAUCUAAUUGGGGAUGAUUAAAAUCAGUUUAAACUUGGAUCUGACAUUUGGGCUUGUUGUGCUUCAAAAGUUAACCUUUUUCAUUUUACGAGGAAAGAAAAAGUAGAGUUCGUAUUUGGCCGUUAAGUGCCAGAAAGUUGUGAAGGUUAGCACCUUAAAUCUUACUUGAGUAUCACUUUUGAUGUAAUUCCAAAUCACAAGAAAUCUGAAGGGACAUUUAUUAUUCACUAACUUCGAAGCUGGUUGCCUCUGAUCUAUAGGAGACUGCAAAUUUUGUCAGAGUUGCUUGUAAUGUGAUUUUUAUUUCUUCUGAACAAUCGAAAUCUGCUGAUAGAAUCAAUCUUUCCUAAAAUGUUUUUCAUGGUUGGUGAAUGGUUUUGUUUUUGUGCCCAUUAUCAAAUGUUUCUGUAUGAUGACCAGAGAAGGUGACACCAUAAUAA
Molecule: messenger RNA, 2708 nt
Organism: Durio zibethinus
Lineage: Eukaryota; Viridiplantae; Streptophyta; Magnoliopsida; Malvales; Malvaceae
Biological process (GO): protein dephosphorylation
Cellular component (GO): cytosol; protein phosphatase type 2A complex; nucleus
Molecular function (GO): protein binding; protein phosphatase regulator activity
Source: RefSeq, a predicted model, not a curated record